Molecule: messenger RNA, 2917 nt
Organism: Acanthochromis polyacanthus (spiny chromis)
Lineage: Eukaryota; Metazoa; Chordata; Actinopteri; Pomacentridae
Gene: exoc8
Product: exocyst complex component 8
Exons: 4
Coding region: 145-2205 (686 amino acids)
Biological process (GO): Golgi to plasma membrane transport; exocytosis; intracellular protein localization
Cellular component (GO): exocyst
Source: RefSeq, a predicted model, not a curated record
ACGCUUCAGGGUGUCAACCAGUUUGCAGCUUCCUGUUUGGGUUGCUGCUAGAGCCAAGGCGCCUCUGUGAACGGUUUCUCUGUCUACUUCUCUGAAUAUUUUUUCAGCAUUUAGUUGUAAUAAGGAAUACACACACCAUUAAAGAUGUCGGAAACGGGGAACCGGCUUCGUAAACUGCUCGAAUCGCCCAAUUUCGACCCGCAAAACUACGUGAAGCAGCUGUCGCAGCAGUCCGACGGCGACAGAGAUCUGCAGGAACAUCGGCAAAAAAUCCAAAACUUGGCCGACGAAACCGCUCAGAACCUGAAGAAAAAUGUGUACAAGAACUACAGACAGUUCAUCGAAACGGCCAAAGAGAUUUCCUACCUGGAGAGUGAGAUGUACCAGCUGAGCCACAUCUUGACUGAGCAGAAGAGCAUCAUGGAGAGCAUCACUCAGGCCCUGCUGUCCACAGACAAGGACGAGACCUCCAAAGAGAUGCAGGCGGCUUUUCCCAAAGAGACGGAGGAGCUGAAGCAGAGGACGCUGACCUCCCUGCUGGAGAAAGUGGAAGGGGGUAAAAACAUCAUGGACACCCCAGGGAGGCACCUCGUCUACAAUGGUGACCUGGUGGAGUUUGAUGUGGACAACAUGUCCCCCAUCCAGAAGGUGCAUGCUUUCCUCAUGAAUGACUGUCUGUUAAUUGCCACCUGGCUGCCCAACCGCCGUGGUACAGUUAAGUAUAAAUACAAUGCCCUGUACGACCUGGAGAGCUUUGCGGUGGUCAACGUAAAAGACAAUCCGCCCAUGAAGGACAUGUUCAAGAUCCUCAUGUUCCCAGACAGCCGCAUCUUCCAGGCAGAGAACAGCAAGAUCAAGAAGGAGUGGCUGGAGAUCCUGGAUGAAACCAAGAAAAACAAAGUCUCCAAGGACAGACAUAAGAAGGAAGAGGAGGUCCCUACUUCUCCUGUAAGAGCUGAGGUGUCUACUAACCCCUUCGACAUAGAUGAUGAUGAUGAACCGGUGGAUGCUGAGGAAAACGUGGACCUCAGCCUUGAGUGGAUCCAGGAGCUUCCAGAAGAUCUGGACGUGUGCAUCGCUCAGAGAGACUUUGAGGGUGCGGUGGACCUGCUGGACAAGCUCAACGAGUAUCUCAAAGAUCAGCCGAUCACCCCGAAGGUUAAAGAUCUCCGGUUGAAGGUGGAUGAGCGCGUGCGGCAGCUGACGGAGGUCCUGGUGUUCGAGUUGUCUCCAGAUCGGUCACUCCGUGGUGGACCAAAAGCGACCCGGCGGGCUGUAUCCCAGCUCAUCAGACUAGGACAAUCCACCAAAGCCUGUGAGCUGUUUCUGAAGAACCGUGCCGCAGCGGUCCAGACAGCCAUACGUCAGCUUCGUAUCGAAGGAGCCACGCUGCUGUACAUCCACAAACUCUGCAACAUCUUCUUCACCAGCUUGCUGGAGACCGCCAAGGAGUUUGAGAUGGACUUUGCAGGGAACACAGGCUGCUACUCUGCCUUCGUGGUCUGGUCCAGAUCAGCCAUGAGGAUGUUUGUGGACGCCUUCAGCAAGCAGGUGUUUGACAGUAAGGAGAGCCUGUCGACAGCUGCAGAAUGUGUGAAGGUGGCUAAAGAACACUGCCAGCAGCUGACUGAGAUCGGCCUGGACCUGACCUUCACCCUGCAGUCGCUGUUGGUCAAAGACAUCAAAGCCGCCCUGCACAGCUACAAGGACAUCAUCAUUGAAGCCACCAAACACCGAAACUCUGAGGAGAUGUGGAGGAGGAUGAACCUCAUGACACCCGAGGCUUUGGCUAAACUCAAGGACGAGAUGCGCAGCUGUGGUAUAAGCUUCGAGCAGUACACUGGCGAUGACUGCUGGGUGAACCUGAGCUACACCAUCGUGGCCUUUACUAAGCAGAUGAUGAGCUUCUUGGAGGAAGGUCUGAAGCUCUACUUCCCUGAGCUGCACAUGGUGCUGCUGGAGAGUCUGAGGGAGAUCAUCCUGGUGGCCGUCCAGCAUGUGGACUACAGCCUCCGCUGUGAGCAGGACCCCGAGAAAAAGUCCUUCAUCAUGCUAAAUGCCACCUUCCUUCAUGACACGGUGCUGCCGGUGGUGGAGCGGAGGUUUGAGGAAGGCGUGGGGAAGCCGGCCAAACAGCUACAGGACUUGAGAAAGAGCACGAGGCCGGUUCGAAUCAACCCUGAGAGCACCACGUCUGUGGUCUGAGACUGAUAGGGAGGCAUGAGACUGCAGUAAAGGACAAAAAACACGUGCACACUCUUUUACUAACUGUUCUAGCAAUGUCAUCUUCCACUUAAGAAAUAAACACAACACUAGAUGCUGGCUCAUUCGAUACUACAGGACAGUAAAUGACCGGGUGCAUCAAGCUACUUGCACCUGAAUUUGUGGACACCUAUUAUUAUUGACUAAUGAUAAAAAAUCAACAGAUUUUUUGUAGUAUUUUCAAAAAUUCUGCAUCCCGCAUCCAGUAUUCUUGAGCAGUGGAGAUGUUCCAUUUGUCAGGAGUGGUUCUUCAGGAUCAUCAAAGACCUGUAAUGAAUAUAGUCCAACAGCUGAUAACUUAAAUUUAUGAUCAAUUAUGUGUAGUUCUGUGCAUCUGUGUGCCCUGUAUUCUUAAAUUUAACUACACCAUGGAUGCCAGGUACCUGUAAACCUCUGCUCUUAAUGGAAAACGUGUACUCGCCAUGCAAGCUAAUGGCUAUGCUGGUUCAAAGUUUGUGAGGGAUAAAUUAUGUUAGAUUUCCCCUUUUUUGAUCGCCACUAUAUUCUUAUUAGACAUGAAAGCAUUCUAGCAUACUGGGACUGAUUUAAAGGGAUGACUAAAAAGAAUUGCACUGUUAAAUGUUCACUUUUAGUCAAAAUGUGCAAAUCUGUGUUUAACUAACAUGGAAAUUUAAUAAAGCUCAAUAUGCACAGA